GUGAGUAUAAUGAGGAUAUUGAUAUUUUUAUUAGUCAAUUAUCAUCAUAUUUAGUUGGCACUGGUAUAGACCUACAUGCCAAUCAAGAUCAAGCAUUUGGUAUUCUUAGAAGGUGUUUAUAUGGAAAUCCUUCAAUUGCUCAUAAUUAUGCAAAUACUGCUAGUAAUAAUGCAAUAACAGUAGGCGUUUCUAUAAUUCUAGCUAAAGCUUUUACUAAAGAUUGGUGCUUGGCUGGGAGACAACCAUCAGAUAGACCUGUUAAUGCAAUUAAUGCAGGUUUGUCUCCAAACUUGGAGGAUGAUACAGAACGCAUUGGUACUGAGCAACUAUUAGCUAAUCUUUUGAAAUUUUGGAGUGAAUUGAAAU
Messenger RNA from Racocetra persica, 366 nucleotides. NCBI's taxonomy places the organism in Eukaryota, Fungi, Glomeromycota, Glomeromycetes, Diversisporales, Gigasporaceae. The record is from the annotation of a GenBank genome assembly.